AUGGCUGAUUGGGGUAACGAUCACGGCGGCUCUGCCAACGGCUAUGGCGACGAUGGCCACAACAACUACGAUUCACCCAACGAUGCUGGCUUUGGCAACAACGGGUUUAACGGUGCCGAGGACCUCGGGGACGGUCAACCCGGCGGCGACGACAAGUGUUUCGGCUGCGGUGAGAUUGGUCACCGUCGCGCUGAGUGCCCUAACCCCCAGGAGAUGGCCUGCCGCUACUGCAAGAAGGAAGGUCAUAUGCGCAAGGAUUGCCCCGAAGCACCACCUAUGGUCUGUGAGAACUGUGGUGAAGAAGGCCACUUCCGAAAGCACUGCGAGAAACCUCGCAAGAUCAACCGUGACCACAUUGCCAAUGUGCACCCUGAGGUUGCCUGGAAGAAGAUCCAGCAGGCAGUUGCCGAGCAAGAUGUUGACGACGCCAAAGAAGCCGUAAACGAGUACGUAAAGGGCAUUGAAGGCGAAAUCACCUACCGCCAGCUUCAGGAGGCCCUGAUCGACCAUAACAUUGGCCUCUGGCUCAUUCCCACUGAGCGCACCCUGGUUCAAGUCUUCACCAACAUGGACCUUCAGGGCAACAUCGACAAGAAGUACACUGUGUCGUAUCGCUUUGUUGAAAAGGCCGACCGACCCCGGGAGAUUGAGGGCUGGCCCAAGACCCGCGAGGAGCUCCUCGAGCGCCUGGACGAUGCUGGCGAGAUCGUUGACCGAGGUCUCCCUCUUUGCAGCAACUGUAGGGAGCUUGGCCAUAUUUCCAAGUUCUGCACCCAGGAGAAGAUGGAACGCACCGACGGCCCUAAGAUCUCUUGCUACAACUGUGGCGCAGAUGGUCAUCGUGUCCGAGACUGUCCCGAGCCUCGCGUCGACAAGAAUGCUUGCAAGAACUGCGGCAAAUCCGGCCACAAGGUCGUUGACUGCGAGGAGCCUCCUAACCCCGCCAAUGUCGAAUGCCGCAAGUGCAGCGAAGUCGGACACUUCGCCAAGGACUGCCCUCAGGGCGGCGGCCGUGCCUGCCGAAACUGUGGUCAAGAGGGACACAUGGCCAAAGAAUGUGACCAGCCCCGAGACAUGUCCACUGUGACUUGCCGCAACUGCGAGCAGCAAGGCCACUACAGCAAGGAGUGCCCCCUUCCUAGAGAUUGGAGCAAGGUCCAGUGCUCUAACUGCCAGGAGUAUGGCCACACCAAGGUCCGAUGCAAGGCCCCUCUGGCUGAAGAGUCUGCUGACGACAGAUGGGGAGCUGACGACAGCGGUGCUGUUGCUGUGACCGUUGGUGAUGGCGACGAUGGAGGAUGGUAA
Molecule: messenger RNA, 1305 nt
Organism: Fusarium graminearum PH-1
Lineage: Eukaryota; Fungi; Ascomycota; Sordariomycetes; Hypocreales; Nectriaceae
Exons: 8
Coding region: 1-1305 (434 amino acids)
Biological process (GO): positive regulation of cytoplasmic translation
Cellular component (GO): cytoplasm
Molecular function (GO): single-stranded RNA binding; translation regulator activity; mRNA binding
Source: RefSeq, a predicted model, not a curated record